GGUUGUAUCUCCGUCGUCUACCUGAGGAAGAAAAAAUGUUUCGUCGGUUAUGCUGUUUACAGAGCGCCUCUCCCUCCGUGCCACUGUCUUCUGCUUCCGUCACCAACAAGAAGGCUCUCGUGUUGUUGGGCGCACCUCAGGUCUCAGCCAUAGUCCUGGAUGCGCUUCUCGACGCUUCUGCUUCUCCACAUUCUCUAUUUGAGGUUGCCGCUGUUGUGACUCAGCCCCCUGCUAGAAGGGACAGGGGAAAGAAACUCGCCCUCUCUCCUUUGGCCACUCAUGCACUUGAUAGGGGCUUUUCAUCCCAUCUUAUUUUCUCUCCCCAACGAGCUGGAGACGAUACUUUCUUGUCAAAUUUAAAAGAUCUGCAACCUGAGUUGUGUAUUACUGCGGCAUAUGGGAAUAUAUUACCUACCAAGUUUCUCGAUAUUCCACCACUGGGAACAGUCAAUAUUCACCCUAGCCUGUUGCCAUUGUACCGAGGUGCUGCUCCUGUUCAAAGAGCAUUGCAGGAUGGGGUUAAAGAAACUGGUGUAUCAUUAGCAUUCACUGUUCGUGCACUGGAUGCUGGACCUGUCAUUACUACCCAAACAAUUCAGGUUGAUGAUCAAAUAAAGGCACCUGAUUUGCUUGAGCUCCUGUUCCAUGAAGGAUCAAAACUUCUGGUUGGGGAACUUCCUUCUAUAUUUGAUGGAUCUGCAAGAAUGAAGGCACAACCCCAAGAUCACACUAAAGCUACAUUGGCUCCAAAGUUAAGUCCAGAUGAAUCGUGGCUAUUCUUUGAUCAAGAAGCAUCUAUUCUACAUAAUAAGGUUCGUGCCUUUUCAGGGUGGCCAGGAACUAGGGCAAAAGUUUUAGUAGUUGAGAAAAAUGGUCAGGAGAAAACUUUGGAGAUUAAAGUUAUAACCACACGAGUUAGCAGUCAUGAAAGUGUGCAGUUCAAUGAAGCAGAUGAUAUUGCAUUUGUGGAGGGUGCAUUGGUGUUUCCAUGUGGAAAGGGCACUGCACUUGAGGUAUUAGAAGUUCAGCUUCCUGGGAAAAAGGUAGUAAAUGCAGCUGCUUUCUGGAAUGGGCUGCGGGGGCAGAAGCUGAAGAAAUUAUGAGAGGAAAUAUGUGAAUCAAUAACCAAAGAAGUCAACAAAGGGUUGUGAUUGUGGAAUGGCGCAAAAGAGAGAGCAACUUUACACUUUCGGUAGGCAACAAAGCAUAACAAAUUAGGUCAAUUAUUCGGCCUUGCAUUGGGAUUGGGAUCGGACCAAUAAUCAUUUGUCAAUAUGUUAUGCUUGCGGAAAGUAUUAAUUCAAAUCGAUGAUUGCUUCAAUUUGAUCGGUCCCGCCGUAGCGCCGCUCUUGUUUUAUUUUAUACUUAAUACAUCUUAAAAACCAUAUCUUAUCUCCUUCAGAAUACAAUAAUGCCCAUAUUUGAUAUGUAGAAUGACUAAUAUUUAUAUUUAUUUCCCUAAUAAAAUGUUUCAC
Molecule: messenger RNA, 1475 nt
Organism: Abrus precatorius (Indian licorice)
Lineage: Eukaryota; Viridiplantae; Streptophyta; Magnoliopsida; Fabales; Fabaceae
Product: methionyl-tRNA formyltransferase
Exons: 11
Coding region: 36-1103 (355 amino acids)
Biological process (GO): biosynthetic process; conversion of methionyl-tRNA to N-formyl-methionyl-tRNA
Molecular function (GO): methionyl-tRNA formyltransferase activity
Source: RefSeq, a predicted model, not a curated record